Messenger RNA from Cucurbita pepo subsp. pepo (vegetable marrow), 1375 nucleotides. Its product is annotated as F-box protein At5g07610. Gene Ontology annotation, molecular function: protein binding. The record is from RefSeq and is a predicted model, not a curated record. Lineage: Eukaryota; Viridiplantae; Streptophyta; Magnoliopsida; Cucurbitales; Cucurbitaceae.
AAUUGGAGAAGAUUGAAAGGAUGGUCUCAUAGCUUUAAAUCUUCAACCACCAAUCAUCUCGUCAAAUCCCCCGAUCCUUCCGAUUCUCAUCUCAAAAUGCACAGCAGCAAAGCACCCAAAAUCACCACCCCGUUCUCCUCCGCCGCUGCCAAAUCACUCGCCGAUGACGACGAUCUUUUACUCGAGAUCCUUCUCCGCUUACCCAUCCGAUCACUUAUACGAUUCAAAUCCGUUUCAAAACGAUGGCUCUCCCUAAUUUCCGACCCCACUUUCUGUCACCGUCGAAUGACUUUUCAGCCGUCCACUCCUUCAGGUAUCUUGUGCCGUCCACACUCGCAUCGUUUUUCCCCUGGAUUCGAUUUCGUCUAUUUGCACCCAAAUCCGCCUAGGGUGCCGUUGGAAUCACUUGAACCUUCUGUGCCGAAACGUAGAUUUGUAAUCCUGAAAUCCUGUAACGGCUUGUUGUUGUGUAGAUCGUAUCGGAAGAACGAUUAUUACGUAUACAAUCCAACGACGAAGCAAUACAAAAAGCUUCCCAAGCUUCAGAUGAACAAAAACAGCACAAGCAUUUAUCUUAAUUUAGCAUACGAUCCUUUACGAUCAUCAAAUUACAAAGUUGUUUGCGUUCGAGUUUUAGAUUCCACAAACUUCCAAAUCAAGAUUUACUCAUCUGAUUCCGGCUUCUGGAGGUUCUGCUGCGAGGGUUCAUCCAAAGCUCUUUUCAUCCUGGGAUUCAGCUGUGGAGUGUAUUGGAAUGGAGCUUUGUAUUGGUUAAGAUAUUUGGAAAACUGCAUUUGCUUGGAUCUGUGCCAAGAGAAACUCCAUCGAUUAGCAAUACCUCGAGCUUCCGAUGGUUGGGGAGACAGAACUAUAAAGUAUUUUGGGAAUUGGUGUGGGCGUCUUUACUGGAUCGAAGGUGUUGAUUCUCAAAGUACGGAAAUGAUUGUGUACGAGAUGGGAGAUGAUCGUGGUUGCGGGUGGUCUGUGAGGUAUAGGGUUGAUCUUCAAAGAGUGUGUAGUUUGUUCCCAGAUCCGAGUUCGGGAGUAAGAGCGGCGUUGAACUCCAAGUUCUCGGUGCUCGCCAUUGUUGAUCAGAGCGAGGUAGGUGAGGAGGAGGAGCCGUACAUUGUUCUUCUGAGCGGCGGAAAUGCCAUUCGAGUGAACGUGAUGAGUGGGAGGUUUGAAAGGAUGGAGUACUUAAAUAAUGGACGAACUGCCAACACUCCCCACGGGGUUGGACUAAUUGAUGCCCAUUUCUACAUUCAAAGUCUUGCUUGUGUUUAGCUCUCUCUUUGUAUGCUCCCAUUAAUUACUAUUUUAAAGCUUUAUGAUUCAAUUAAGUUGGUUUAUAUUAAGGUUUAGAUCGUUAAUGUAA